UCAUGUCACGUUGGAAUGCUGCAAAAGAUGAUCCGAUCGUCGUCAUCGUGGUGCGCCAUGAUGCUGAAGUGCGUUUAUAUUCCGGCUGUCUAGAUUUCGUUCGCGCGCCGCCAUUUCCGUAAGAAGGAAUAUCAAAGCGAAACAGAAUUGGAAAAUUCAAUUCUACGAAUUCUCUCGGUCUCGAGUGUAUUCAAUUCUGCUUGGAAAUUAGCGUAUGCUGGAAUCUGACCGAUGUAUAGAUUUAUAUUCAACUCUGGUUGGAAGCAAUGAAUAUCGCAGAGGUAACUGGACUAGAAUAUGGACGACGCAAAUGAUCCUAUAAAGGCUUUAAUUGAAAAAACGGGAUUGUCAUGUGACGAUCUUUUACAAAAGUUGCUUCAAUAUAAAAAUCAACAAAGUAAAGGAUCCGAUGAAUCUAGUAAGGCAGCUCCGCCCAUUCAAAGCACUGAUCAGAAAAGUGAAAACCAAAUCGACACUUCUAAGGUCAAUAACAGUGAAUCCAAUGAUUCUGGUGAUGCAGGAGCCACUGCAAAUCAAGCCAACGACUCCAAUGGAGAUCUUACUAUCGAGGAAGUUCACCAGAAACAAGUUCUCGAAGAACCCAUCAAAGAAACAAUCGAAAAUACCUCUUCUGAAGAUGUUGAGCAUGAAAAAGAGGCCUCGGGGGUUGGUUUGAAGGAUGGGCCAUGUGAAUUGAAAGGAAAUUCCACCACUUCUUCAUCUGAACCUACCAUUUGUCUUGAAGAUAACGAAAAGGGUCAAGUUAAACCUAAAGAAGCAAAUAUUGAUGAUUCUACUUCCGAAGAUCAGGGGAAUGUUUCGAAUGUGCCAUUGUUGGAAAAAAAUUCGGCUUUUGAAGAUUUUUCAUCUGAAUCAAAAAAUGAAAGUGAUGAUGUCCAGUGUAAUAUUUCACAAAUUCUUGAUGCUUCUGAAAUAUCUGAAAAAAAUUUUGAUUCUAAUGGAAAUCCAACAUUUGACUGUAGCAAUAUUCCAAGCAAAGAAAAAUCAAUAUCAAAUGAAUCGUUAGGAAGAUUGAGUGAAAGUGUAAGCGAAACCAACAGAGUCAACUCUAAUAAUUCACAAAAUGAAAAUACUCCUCAAAUAUCUGAAGAAAAUAUUGAUUCUAAUGGAGAUUCAACAUUUGACUGUAGCAAUAUUCCAAGCAAAGAAAAAUCAAUAUCAAAUGAAUCGUUAGAAAGAUUGAGUGAAAGUGUAAGCGAAACCAACAGAGUCAACUCUAAUAAUUCACAAAAUGAAAAUACUCCUCAAAUAUCUGAAGAAAAUAUUGAUUCUAAUGGAGAUUCAACAUUUGACUGUAGCAAUAUUACAAACAAAGAAAAAUCAAUAUCAAAUGAAUCGUUAGAAAGAUUGAGUGAAAGUGUAAGCGAAACCAACAGAGUCAACUCUAAUAAUUCACAAAAUGAAAAUACUCCUCAAAUAUCUGAAGAAAAUAUUGAUUCUAAUGGAGAUUCAACAUUUGACUGUAGCAAUAUUACAAACAAAGAAAAAUCAAUAUCAAAUGAAUCGUUAGAAAGAUUGGGUGAAAGUGUAAGCCAAACCAACAGAGUCAACUCUAAUAAUUCACAAAAUGAAAAUAAUCCUCAAAUAUCUGAAAAAAAAAUUAAUUCUGAUGGAGAUUCAACAUUUGACUGUAGCAAUAUUCCAAGCAAAGAAAAAUCAAUAUCAAAUGAAUCAAUAGAAAGAUUGGGUGAAAGUGUAAGCCAAACCAACAGAGUCAAUUCUAAUAAUUCACAAAAUGAAAAUACUCCGCAAAUAUCUGAAAAAAAUAUUGAUUCCAAUGGAGAUUCAACCUUUGACUGUAGCAAUAUUUCAAACAGAGAAAAAUCAAUAUCUUAUGAAUCAAUAGAAAGAUUGAGUGAAAGUGUAAGCCAAACCAACGGAGUCAACUCUAAUAAUUCACAAAAUGAAAAUACUCCGCAAAUAUCUGAAAAAAAUAUUGAUUCUAAUGGAGAUUCAACAUUUGACUGUAGCAAUAUUCCAAGCAAAGAAAAAUCAAUAUCAAAUGAAUCGUUAGAAAGAUUGAGUGAAAGCCAAACCAAAAGAUCAGAAAAUAAAACUAUUGGAGAUCUCAAAGAAAAUGAUAUCGAAGUAUGUCAAAUAGAAGAUGUAGAAGUUAAACCACUGUUGAAAUUGAGAAGUGACUUAUUUGCUAAUAAUUUCAAGGGUAACUUUCAUACAACUGAUGAGGAAGAUGAAAAUGAGGAGAACAAUCUGGAAAUAAAGGAAUUCCUGAAAAAUGUUGAAGAAGUCACAGCAGAGGUGAAGAACCAUUCACCUGUGAAAAGUUCAUCCUCUGAUGUGAUUGAAGAACCUGCCAAACCUAAUAUUUCACGAUUGAGAAGGGUAAAAAUGGGUUUUGUCAAAAAACGAAUUUUACAUAAAGCAAUAAAAUACAUCUACGAUUCUAAAUCUAGAAAAAUGGAAAAAUUACAAACAGGUAACAAUGUUUCUCAAACAACUGAGAAAUCCCAUUGUGAAAAUGAUACCAAGAAAGAUUCAGAGGAGGAAAUACGUAAAAACUUGAAGCUCCAACUAGACUCGCUCAGGAACAGAAAAAAGUCAACUAAUACAAAAGACAAAUAUCCCGCAGAAAAGUUGAAAACGAAUUAUAACAAGCAUAUUUAUGGAAAAAAGAGAGCUACAGAUCGAUUGAAUGCUGUCAACACCUCUGACGUUGAAGAUUCUUCUUCAUUAAAUGUCGAGCCAGAAAGGAGAUCUUCUGACGAUAAUGAUCAUGUAAACCCUGGAGGAACUACUGAAAGUGGAGAAUCUUUGUUUUCACUUUCCAAGAAUACAGAUUUCAUGAUAAUCGAUGUUCAAGGGGGUGUUGAACUUCCGGAAAUCGAAAGUGAAGGAAAUAAAGAAAAAGCACCUUCAGAGGAGGUUGAAAUUCCAGAAAUUGAAAGUGAAGAAAGAAGAGAAAGAGAAAAAGCACCUUCCGAUCUCAUCAAAUUAACCAAAACUAACGAUGUAACUAAAAUCAAGGGGUGGCAAAACAAGAAAUUCCAGCUCCAAAAAGGAGAUAAUUCGAAAGAUUCUGAAAAAGCAGAAAAUAAUACCAAAGAAAUUAAUCAUUGUGAUAUUUUUGUACCUAGUUGUAGUACCAGGAUAAUAAAUGAAAGAAAAAAUGAACAUAAUAUCAAUGGAGAAAUAUCUAAAAAUGAACAGAAUAACAAAGAAGAAUUAUCUCCGUUUGUUAGUAACUCUUUAGAAGAAUUUCUCACGGAAAAUUCCACAUUAAAUAUAAGUUAUAACAUUCCUAAACUAGGUGCAGAAGAUGGUAUUAUUACAAAGAAAUACGAUUCAGUAAUAAUUCCACAUUCUGUCGAACCUGCAACUUGUGAUACCGAAAAAAAAGAGGAAGUCGAAAAAGAAAAAUCUAGAAGCAUGAAGCCGAAAACUUUAGCCGAAAAAAGAAGAAUGUUGGAAAAUAGUAAGUCAAAAACUGAUAGUGAUAAAAAAGAAUUCAAUAAAACAAGUUACGUUUUAUAUAACGGUAGUAAAUUGUUUGUACCUACACUGUUUUCGAAAAAGUGUUUACAGGAAAUAAAAUUCAAACCAAAACUAAAGCAUAAAAAUUUUACAAAUGCUAAAAGAACCGCUAUAAAUAAGAAAUUGUCCUUACUUGGUAUAUAUCACGAAAAUAGUAGUUCCAUAUCGUAUAAGCCAGCUCCAUUGCGAAAAAAAGUUAUACUCCAAGAUGAAACUUCUGCAUCUGAAUGGGAUACAGAGAUACGAAAACUCCCAACCAUAAAAUUGAACAUUAUUCCGGAGAUUGGAAAAUCUGUUCCUCCGCAUUUAGAACACUAUUUCAAAUUCAGUCCGAUAAUAAAAGAAGACCGUUUGGAGCUAGCCUUGAAUGCUGUUUCGGAUAAAUCCACCAAAACGAAGAAAAAGCAAGGUUUCAGUUUAACCGUUCCUUAUGCCAAUAAUCAAAAAUAUGUAUUGGUGAGAAAAAGGAAGAAAAUGUCUCAAAAUGUAAUAUACGACGUUCCUGCUGAAAGGAAUACUGUAAAAAGUGUUUUAGACGAUAUAAUUUCAUACGUUGAACACAAGGAAAACGAGGAUUUGAUUAUAAAAGAUGCUGAAGUAUACAAAGAUCAAGAUCAUGAUAAUGAAAGUUGUUCUUUGAAUGAGAGUAGCCCUCCGAAAAAAUCUAAACGUCGAAAAUUAGAUUCUGAACUGUUGAGGCUCAGUUGUAAAGUUUUAAGUGUAUCCGUUGAUGAGUCUGAGGAAAAUCGAACUAAGUGUCCGAAAUCUUUUUGCAAAUUAGGUUGUGUAUGUAAAAGCUUGAACUGUUUUACACGUCUACCGAUGCAUUGUUCAAAAUUAGAAUGCAUGUUCGAGUGUAAAUGUUCUGCGAGUCAAAACAUUUCGCUCGAUGGAGAAUCCAGCAUGUUGCCAUGUGAUACAGUUUGGAGAUUGGAAGAUCAAGCUAAAAGAGACUUGGCCAAAGUCGAGAAAGAAUUCACCCAAACUAUAAUCCACACGAACAAUAAAACCAUUUUGAUUCCUUCCAGUGAUCGGAAGAAAACGAAAAGGGUGAAAAGAAUGCCUAAACGAUAUUCUGACUUUCUGGAAGAUUUCAAUAUCGAUGAAAAAGUUUCUAAAGAGAAUGACUAUAAUUUGAAGCAACUCUCAAAUUGUCGCGUUCUACUAAAAAAACUGGAUAUGAAAGGUAUUAUACCACUUUGCUUGUAUCAUGAUUGUUACGAUUGUGCUUGUCUGAGUAGUCCGGACAAAAAAUCAAAUCCAACUUCAAGCUUUGAGAUUCAAGAAGUAGUUCAAAGUAAACCAAUGAAAAAGAAGAAACCUCCAUCUCCAUCUAUCGAGAGAAAGAGACCUUCGAAUGAUUCAAAAGAACAAAGGCCAAUCGAUCAUUCCGAAGGUAACACUUCAGAUUCAGAAUACAUGGAAGAGCUGAAAAUAGCUGAUAGCAGAAAGCUAAAAGGGAGAGGGGGAUGUGCUAGAGCUUCGGGAGUCCACCCUGAAGUGUUAGCAAGGAACGAAAUUCCAUUUUAUAAAAACAAACUCAGAUUGAAAGUUGCUCAGGCUGAAAGUACCUCUUUUGUCGAUAUUUCUCAUAUCAAAAGUAGUUAUAGUGAACCAGUGAAAGAUUUAAUAGAUGUUACCAAACCUAUGCAAAUUUCAGCAGCCGACAGGGUCAAAUUAUUCAUUGCAAAAAACAGAAGGAAAAGACAGGCAUCAGAUGAACUAGAUAUUUUAUGGAAUAAGGCUAAGAAAUCGAAAAAAAUAUCUAAAGAAUCUAUUAACGAGCCAAUUGAUCAAAACAAAAAGGAGGAGAACCUACCGUACACUCCUGUUUUCAAUGGAGAAAUAAUUGUUCCGACAAACGAGAAUGAAGAUUUUGUCAGAAAACUCGGAGUUAAAAGUGCAGCACAAUUUAUGAGAUUGUUACCGUGGGAUGACUUAUUGAAGAAUUAUUAUGAUAAUACGAUAAAUAUAUGGUGCCCAAAUAAUAGUAAUAACAAAUUGUUGAUGAAUAAGAGUGAUAAAGGGCCCCCUCAAGGCUACAUCGAAAUAACCGAAUCAAAAAGAAAAAACGGUAUUAUGAAUUGGAUAUUAUCGAAGAAACUCCCUAAAAAUACACCUUCGGAGUUGGUUCAUUUGAUUCUCUCUCCGAAAAAUGAAUAUUUCGAAAUAUCCGGGAUAUGUUUGAAGAAUAUUACGGAGGAAGAGAAAAAUAAAAAAUAUUACGAAGAAAAGAAAAAUCCUCAACUUAAUAUUUCAAAGGAUGUACACAUUUUCAAACACAAAAACCACGCAAAUCAGGAGCAAACAUUAAUAAUGAGUCUGAAGGUUCACAGUAAAAAAGAUUUAUACAUCGUUUCAUCCUCUCAGUCUGUUAUCCAUGAAAAUAAUUUCGUAAGUGUUGAAUUACCAGCGUAUGACUCGAUUAGAUGGAGAAUGGUUUUUCUAAAUUCGAAUUUCAGUUUCCUAUCUUUUAUCAGAAUGGAUUAUUCGAUUAAAUAUACGGAUUUGAAAACCAUUUUAAAGAUGGCUCAAGAUUCGAAUAAAACGAUUUGUUUGCAAAGCAAAAUAUUGAGCCAAGGAUAUUGUCAACAAAAUUUUGGUAUUUAUGCAGUACCAAACUUUAAAGACAAUUUGUUCAUUGGUCCUUUCGGCUUCAACGAGGAUCAUAAUUUACAAACUUUGAGGUAUCUCCGUCAAGAAUUGGUACCUACGGAGUAUUUUGAAAUGGUACAAGGAGGUGUCAUACCUAACAAAAAGAAGGAUGUAUGGUUAAUCUCCAAAGAUGCUCUGUUUAAAAAAAAUAUCCCUAGUACUUUGCCUCAGUCGUCAAAUGAAAGAUCAAAACCAAUUACUGUAGAUCCGGAAUAUGCUGUGCUCACACCUUUACCAAGCUCUUCCGCAAAAUCAAAACCAGAUAAAAAAAGUGCGGAUUCAAAUUUGAAAACCCCUAAUGUUUACGACCUAACAUAUUAUCACUCAUUGGAUGAGAAUGCGCAAUUUAUCACUUCGAUGGAUUUGGAGGAGAAAGCAUUUAUCAACUUGCCGCAGUUCACCAUCUUGAAUGGCAAGAAAUUGAGGCAACAGGAUUACAAUUGUUAUUUGGUGACAAAUGUUCCUAACAUCGGUUAUAUGGGAGCUGUAAAAAAUGGAGAGAAUCUAGAAGUAGACUGGCCCUUUGGUAACAAAACACUCCGAUUUCUCAAUGUUCUUCGUGCCACACAGUUUAUCAGAAGGCGCUUCAUGAAUCUGUUAUUACCAGUACCAGCUUCAUUUAAUUUAAGAGUUCUGCUCAAGGAAGAUUUGGAUAACCUUGAUAAUUUAACACCAGUGGAUCCUAAGUUACUGAAUGGAACUCAUAUAUGUGGAUCGUUUGGAAUAUUGGAUUCUAGAAAACUGACUCCUCAAUUAGCCCAAACUUUGGGCACCACACAGGAAGAUGUUUUGGAGCGACUGGCUAAACGAGCUCAAUUUUUGGUAAGAUCUCGUUUGAGAACUUUGGGAUUGUUUCUUUUACCAAAAGACGAACAAGUUGAAGAAGUACUUGAUAACGUGGCCCAUUUAUCAAAAUUGGGUAGUUUGGAAAUUGAUAAAGUAAAGGCUACAGAAAAAAAACUUAUAGAUACUAAGAAAAAACUGAUAAUGCAGAAGCAAAGCUAUCUGAAAAGAUAUAUGGAUCUUCUCAUGGACUUUCCUGAAGAAAAAAGGUUAAAAGAAUAUUCCAAGUUUAGACAACUAUUUAAUGGUGGUUCUUCAACCGCCAAAGUUUCAUCUGAAAAGAGUAGUAAAGAUUCUGAAGAUAUUGAAUGUAUAGAAAUUGAAGAUUCUGAUUCCGAGGAGGAUACUUCUGCAGAAACAAAAGAGGCCAACGGUAGGUCGGAUGUUAGUCCAAAGAAGCCAGUAGGUAUGAAAUCGAUUCUCAAACCAAAGAUCAUUCCACAAUCAACCCCUUCUACAUCAGAUAGUGAAUCUAGCCGACCAGUGGAGAAUUUCAAGUUGGUGAAAACGGCAACAGGAAAAUUGGUUCUUGUCAAAGAUACAUCAGGAGUUUCCUUGUCAAAAACUCUCUCGGGAAUGAAGCUGAAAAUCAGGAACAACAAAGUUAUAGACGACACAAAUUAAAUUUAUCACUGAUGGUCGAAGAGUGAAAAAAAUUGGUUGUAUUAAUUUAUGGACUUCGUUAUUUAUCAUGUAUCUUUUUGAAUUUAUCAAUCAUUUUCUUUUCUAUCUUUCAUUUCACUUUGUGUUAUCUAGACUGAACUUUUUUUGCUUAUUCUUUCCUCAAAUGACUGUACAUAAUAGUAAUUUAUUUUGUUGAUAAUGUUGAAUUGAUUCAGUUUAUUUUGUUGGGUAGAUCGUUUCUUAAUCUUGAUUUUUAUGAAAAAAAAAAUAUUUUUUAUGGAAACGGAUUUGAUGAGCGUAUUUUCAUCAAGUUUCAAUCUUAUUCAACAUAAUUAUUGUAUAUAAUUAAGACUCCUGUAGAAUGUUAUUGUUAAUUUAUUAUUAAGCACCUGUAUUUAUAGUUUUAUGGU
Messenger RNA from Harmonia axyridis, 8045 nucleotides. RefSeq lists its product as uncharacterized. The transcript is spliced from 7 exons. Bases 298 to 7635 code for a protein of 2445 amino acids. NCBI's taxonomy places the organism in Eukaryota, Metazoa, Arthropoda, Insecta, Coleoptera, Coccinellidae. The record is from RefSeq and is a predicted model, not a curated record.